Messenger RNA from Arabidopsis arenosa, 650 nucleotides. The record is from the annotation of a GenBank genome assembly. Lineage: Eukaryota; Viridiplantae; Streptophyta; Magnoliopsida; Brassicales; Brassicaceae.
CACAAUUUUCCUCAUUGUUCUUACGGUAAAAUCAGUACGUGGGAAGAAUUACUUAGAUUUGAUGAUGUGUACAAUGUCUCGAGUUGUGUGUGUGGAUUGGUAGAUUCCCCGAUAGUUUUUCCCCUUUCCUCUUGGCUUAUUUGUUUAAUAGGUGUCUUCUUUGUCUUGUACAGGUGUUAUAUUAUUGUCACUUGAGUGACGAAGAAACCAUUCACUAUGUCAGUAACAUGUCAGAGAUCAUUAGCCAAGUUUGGUGAAAAUGUAUCUCCGAUCUUAGUCUCUAAAUUACAAAACCAAGACACCAAAAGGCAAAAACAGGAAGCUAAGGUGGCUCCUAUUACCAGAAGAACCAAACUUACUGUUCCAAAGGAACCAAAUCUUAGAACUGCAGAAAGAUCUGAAAGACAAAGGUCCAAGGUUAACUCAGAGACCGAGCAGAUUGCGACAUCAACUUCUAAAUGACACAUUAGGAACAAAAAUGUACUUUAUAUUCUCGUGUUUCAAUCUCAGUUUCUUUAUUACCACAUUCUCAGAAGCUUAUGUUUUGAAUCUUGCAGAUUAAUCUGGAACCUCCUGUUUCAACAUCUUUGCCUAAAACUAAUACGCCACGGUCCCAAGAUUUUCAGGUAUAAUAUAUCUUCCAACAUUUU